UCCCUGUGGAGCAGCCCUUCAUUCCUCUCCUGAUUGCUGAGAUCCCUCCUUGCGUCCUGCCUCUAUCCAUACAUUUAGAAGGACGCUGGGAAGGAGAUCCACACACAAACUGAGGACAUUAAAGACUUUAUAUUGAGGACGCUAUAAAGGACCAGUAGUCAAGAUGUUGAUCACCAUGCUAACAGCCAUGUACGUGAUGGUCAGAGUCGUAGAAUCGAUAGGGGUGCGCCUGGCCGGCCAAAAGGAACCACUGCCUUACAUGGUGUCCCAGCCUUUACCUUGGCAGGUCCACUCCGUGUCACACAGCCGCCGGAGCAGCAAAGCAGAUGAGUUUGACGGCUACAGAAGGAACAGCAUGGGCGUGUACAGAAAGUACUCCAACGCCAGUAACGGCACAUGCAGCACGGAGCCCACCUUACCCCCCUUGAGCCCCGUGGAGGUGAAAGCUGCCUCCACCAUCCAAACCCACUUCAGGAAGUUCCAGCAGAAGAAGCAAAAGAACGGCAAGUAGAUUCACGGAAAAGGAGUGUAGCCAUGUUGGACUUGUUUGGAUGCACAGAACCAUGGAUGGACCCUUUCAUACUCACUACCAUAUUAAAACUAAUCACUUAGCUUAGCAUCAGAACAUUUAAUCAUGCAUAAUAAUAUUAUGUAUACACUUUUUGGUCAUGUUAUCUGAUUGAUUAUCUAUUGUUGGCAAUGUUCGAAUUAAAAGUGAAUUGUGUGUUAACGUUUCAUGAACAAAUGCAGAAAAGCAUGACAUAAUAAAAAACGUCUUGCAGUCUG
Doryrhamphus excisus (bluestripe pipefish) is the source of this 786-nucleotide messenger RNA. RefSeq lists its product as uncharacterized. NCBI's taxonomy places the organism in Eukaryota, Metazoa, Chordata, Actinopteri, Syngnathiformes, Syngnathidae. The record is from RefSeq and is a predicted model, not a curated record.